AUGGCGGACGAGUACAUCAACGCUCUGAACCUUAAACCUCUUCCAUUAGGAGGUUAUUACGUGGAAUCCCUAAAUGCAACAACUAAAGUUCAACCCCUAGAUAGCUCGGGGCGCCAAGUAAGGGAUGCGUAUUCGGUAAUUUAUCUUCUCCUAAGGGGAUCAGACAUAAACGCGUGGCACAAAAUGAAGUCAGGGGAGACAUAUUUCCAUCACUUGGGCAGCCAUAUCAUCUUACACAUGAUACAUGAGGAUGGCAGAUACGAGACCAAAAUUAUUGGGGACCCACUGAGGGAUAAUAAAGCCAGAUUUCACUGUCAUGUGCCAAAGAACGUCUGGUUUGCUUUAGAGCUUGAAGACAAGAGUGGCUUAUGCGUGUUCAGUGAGGCAGCUGGCCCAGGCUUUGACUAUGAGGACUUAGAAAUUGGCGAUAGCGACAAGAUGAUUGAAAUGUUCCCACAGCAUAAAGAGAUCAUCGAAAAAUUUUGUUUAAAGUAG
Molecule: messenger RNA, 495 nt
Organism: Pocillopora meandrina
Lineage: Eukaryota; Metazoa; Cnidaria; Anthozoa; Scleractinia; Pocilloporidae
Source: the annotation of a GenBank genome assembly